AUGGAAAUUUCGUCAAUAUCAUAUCAUCACUCUCGUACAGUCUUGAUCUCAACAUCUUUGGCUGUCUCCAACUACCAAAUCAACGCCUACUCAGAGCUUCCUCCCUAUCCCAGCUCUCAGACGGUUACUAUUAAGCACAAGGUGAGCUUUCCGCCUGCUGGCGGUCAAGUGUGGCUUGCUCGCGCCCAAACCAAGUAUUAUCUUUCGUGCCUGGACGACCACCUGCCUGGUGUGCUCACGGCUCUUUAUAGCUUCCUAGCGAUCAGCUAUCAUUUCCUCCCGAUUACCUCAAACACAGCAGCACAUAAACGCGCAAGGACAGGUCGAGCUUACUCUCCAGCAGGAGUUUCCUCUCCUCUCGAGGUUGACGAGCGCAAGAACCAGCACCCGUUCUUUGCCAUCUUCAAGUCCCCGGCCUUACCACAGCUCAACCAAAGCACUGCACCGAAGCUGGACGAGGUCUUCCGUCCUGUCUGGGACCGUCUGAUCCCACCCAUUGACAUCUACUUGUCUAUUUUGGAAUGUCGAGCUUAACAUUGAGAGAUUUCGACACACUCCCUAAGGCGACGGACCAGGCGCCCACCUCGCCAAGCUUGUAGGCUUGUUUCAGCAACGGGACGCGGGAAAUCUUCUUGACUCGGGUAUAGUACCGGCUUUUCAUGAGAUCAAGUCGCACAGUACCUAUCUCGUCCGAUCCCGCACUGUCGUAUCCCAGGCUGCCCUUUCCCAGAUUGCCUCCUUCUCAAUCAACAUGAUCUUUCCCCAUCUUGACUUUAGACUUGGGACUCCUGGUGCUAGGGACAUAACAACCACCAAGGAGGCCGUGAUGAAGCAUCUUCAUGCAGCAGCAGACAACAAACUCAAGGUUAAGAUCCGGCGUUUGCCAUCACAAAAGGUGGCUCAUGCCCAAAUCAUCACACAAGCGGCCGUUGUCCAAGUCGCUGAUCAGCUCCUCGCCGUCUAUUUCCCUGCGAAGAUGACGAUGGAAGCGCAUGCAACCAGUCUUCGUUAUGCCAAAGCACGUAAUCCCGAGCUUGGUUUGCAUCAGUCACUUCACGAGUAUUAUCUGGAUCACCUAAACCGCUUUCCAGACCUUCAACAGGCGCUCUCGUCUGCGAGCGCACCUGCAGCACUCCCCGGAACACGAGGACGAGACGCAGCCGAGUCCGGAAUCGUACUUCCUCCGGCGAGAAGCGAGGGCCCGCAUGUCGAAUACCUCGUCGCCGUGAGCGAACGCGCGGACCUCUUUCCAGACCUCCAACAGGCGCUGGAUACAUGUACCGGUGCGAUGACCGAAGAGAUUUGAGAGCUCAUCAAGGACGUCUACGCUCAGUAUCUGGAGCAGUUUUCCGGUGUUGUGCUGGCAACGCCUUAUGCUGUCACCAGACCAAAGGUCGUCCGUACAUACUCUGCGACAUCGCCGUCGUUGGCGAGGCAGCCAAGUUAUCCGAACACGAUAUUUUCCAUAUCCCUCGGUUUUACAACCCACCUGUCGUGGUCGGUGAUCCAGCCCAACACGGACCCUUUAUCGGAGUUUGCUUUGGGGCGCUUGUAAGCGUUGAUAUUGUCUUGCUGUUUAUUAUGCCUAUUUUAUAUGGUUACCCCAGCAUCUUUUUAUUGGCGCUUGCAGCUGGCAGCUUUCCAUCCAAACUCUCUUUCACCACCGUUUGCGGGCUCGAAUUAACAUUACCAGCAGCGUUUACUAGCCUAAUAUCAUCCAUCCGAGCCCUGGAUCAGCUGUGUUUGUGAGCGCUGCAUGACUCAACUGAGCUUUAUAUAUCCACAAAUGAGUAAUGUCUUUGAUGGCUCCGUUGUUGGAUGACUGGGUUUUACUCGACGAAGAUAAGAUGAGGCACUGGAAAGACUUCGAGGGUUUGAGACAGUCCUUGAUGACGAAGACGGUACAAGGUGAAAUGAAAGGAUGGUGACUGGGUUUUGGAACGGGCCGUCAAAGAUAGUUGAUAUGUCUUUGAGAAUAGUCAGUAGAUCAAGCGCAGCGCCGGCAAGAAUACAGUAAAAGGUGACCCGGUUGGCGAACAUGCAUCGACCAAAGGGCAGAGUAUGGCGAAUCUUGCAUGCAGAAAGGUCAUCUUCAAAGAUAAUUACUGAGUUUAUGAAGAUGGUUUCUAGGUGUUGAAUGUGUAUCGAUGGGCCUGUGAGGAUAGUUUAAAGGCGUUGAAUGAUAGUUGAGAGGGGAUUUAAGACAAGG
This is a messenger RNA of Podospora pseudopauciseta, 2209 nucleotides long. RefSeq lists its product as uncharacterized. The record is from RefSeq and is a predicted model, not a curated record. The coding region runs from base 1 to 534 and encodes 177 amino acids. Lineage: Eukaryota; Fungi; Ascomycota; Sordariomycetes; Sordariales; Podosporaceae. The transcript is spliced from 3 exons.